CGACUUGAGCAAGGCAUCUCAUGCACGCUCAACACAACCAAUAACGGGCAAAAAAAGGGGGUAAAAAAAGCAAAAGCAAAGCAGUAGCGGACCAACCAGAAGACAAGCCCUCCUCCUCCUCCUCCUCCUCCUCCUCCCAUCCUUGGACACACCCUGCUUCUCUCUCUCUACUAUUUCUCAUCGCCCACGCCGUUUGGACGGAGAGCUCUUCCUCCUCCAUCGUCCUGCAGAAAGCCGCCCGUCUCCUCCCUUCCUCAUUUCCACCCUAUCGGAGGACGCCUAGACCACCUCCAGCAGGCUGAGACCCGCUUCGAAAGGCCAAGCUUAUUAUUUUUUAUCUUUUUUUUUUUUUUUCUCCUUUUUCAUCUUGGAACUCGGAGGAAAACACAAAAGGUGUGCGACGACAGCGCCGAAGCUUUGGAGAUCAACGCGCAGAAGAGGGAGCUAGUUUUCCUAUCCAGUGUCCUAGAAGAAUGGUUACUCAGAUAAUCAGCACCAUGGAAACCCAGGUGUCCAACGGUCCCAGCGGAACCAGCCUGCCCAACGGCCCCGUCAUCAGCACCAAUGGCGCCACGGACGACAGCAAAACCAACCUGAUUGUCAACUACCUGCCUCAGAACAUGACGCAGGAGGAGUUCAAGAGCCUCUUCGGCAGCAUCGGGGAGAUCGAGUCGUGCAAGCUGGUCAGGGACAAGAUCACGGGUCAGAGUCUGGGCUACGGCUUCGUCAACUACGUGGAUCCAAAUGACGCGGACAAGGCCAUCAACACGCUGAAUGGGCUCAAACUGCAAACUAAAACAAUCAAGGUAUCAUACGCCCGACCGAGCUCGGCGUCCAUUCGUGACGCAAACCUUUACGUCAGUGGACUCCCCAAAACCAUGAGCCAGAAGGACAUGGAGCAGCUUUUCUCCCAAUACGGUCGCAUCAUCACUUCCCGUAUCCUAGUGGACCAAGUUACAGGCAUAUCACGAGGAGUGGGCUUCAUCCGGUUUGACAAGCGAAACGAAGCGGAGGAGGCCAUCAAGGGCCUGAACGGACAGAAGCCUCUGGGCGCCGCCGAGCCCAUCACUGUCAAGUUUGCCAACAAUCCCAGCCAGAAGACGGGCCAGGCUUUGCUGACUCAGCUGUAUCAGACGGCUGCUCGCCGCUACACAGGGCCCCUGCACCACCAGACGCAACGAUUCAGCGUGAUCCCUUCUCUUGGAAAGGGACCAGAUCCAAAUAGCAGCUCAAAACCAAUACUCGACAAUUUACUAAACGCCAGCUACGGAGUCAAGAGCUCUCCCACUCUCUUCCCCAGAUUCUCCCCCAUCACCAUCGACAGCAUGACCAGCCUCGCCGGCGUUAACCUGACCGGGCCCACCGGAGCCGGCUGGUGCAUCUUCGUGUACAACUUGUCGCCCGAGGCGGACGAGAGCGUCCUGUGGCAGCUCUUUGGGCCUUUUGGCGCUGUCACCAAUGUCAAGGUCAUCCGUGACUUCACCACCAACAAAUGUAAGGGCUUUGGUUUUGUCACCAUGACCAACUACGAUGAGGCCGCCAUGGCGAUCGCGAGCCUUAACGGCUACCGCCUGGGGGACCGCGUGCUGCAGGUUUCCUUCAAGACCAGCAAGCAGCACAAGGCCUAAGGGAGGGGCCUGCUGGCGCCAGCACCUUUGACCUGCACAGGGGGGCUAAAUGAGCUCCCCGUGCCAUCACACUAUUUAUGGGCCUGGACUGAGUCUCUCUCUGACGCUUUCUCACACAAAUCCACACUAUAUAAUCGCAAAAACACACACAUAGUGACACACAUGACCAAACAGAUCCAUAGGCAAGUAUCCACAAGUCAGGAGUUUCAAACAAACACAGCAGUGGAGUUUUUCUGUUCUCUUUCCACGACAUGCUAGUCCUUCCCUGUCUUUGCCUGGAUUGAAUUAGACGGGGUACGUAGCUGCUUUGUUGGGUAGGGGAGUAAGAGCGAUCUAUUUAGGAGACAGUCUAACGAAUGUGACAAAGAAUGUUCUUUGAUUGAAUUCAGGCAAAUGAUGAACAAAAAAAAGACCAAUAGCGAUCAAAAAAUUUUAAACGAAUAUGUGCAAUUUACUUCAAAACUUUGACCCCCACAUCAUCUCUCUCGUUAUCUUGCUUUGGAGAGGAUGCAGUCACUUUUUUUUUUUUUUUUUUUUUUACACUCGGGGCAUUUUGAAAAUCGGUGACUUUUUUUAAUAUCAAAGAAAAUGAAAUGAAAAACAGUGUUCUCUUAUAUACAUCUAUCAAAAUAUAACUAUAUAUUCAAUAUUUAAGGUGGUAAUAAUAGCCGAAUAUGUAAGCAUUUUCUAAAAACCUUGACUACUGUUUCCUGACGUGCUUUAUUGAGGCGGUAAAGGCAGUUUCUCUACCCCUGUGCAACUUUGUUAGCGCUGACCUAAUGUGACAUACAGUAAGUGAGCUCAUUAAUCUGGGAACAAAAAUUUGCCUGAUUGCCAUAAGAAUCACAUCCCCCCCUCAACACUUCCUAAGAAAAACAGAUCCCACAAACAAGAGGAAAAAAACAACAACAACCUAUCUUUUCUCGGGCCAGAUUAAAGAGAAGCAGACUUUCUGUGAACUAAGAGCUGGGUGGUGAUGGCGUACUUUCGGAACGGUCUUGAUGGGCUUGACUUUGACAAACUGAAAAACAGCGGGUUUUUGCAUCGUUUUGUGAAUGGCUUGAAAAAUAGGACUAUAACUGCGUAUGUGACUAGUGUGAAUGCUGCCACACCCAAGAAAAGCCACAUGGUCAGGUUGAUGUAUUGAAAAGAUAUACUUACCAACGACUUAGCACGCUGCAGCGAGAUAUCACAUAAAAACCUGAAAGAGCACUUGUCAGUCUACUUACCCCUGAUAAAAUCCUCAAAAACAUAGCUGCAACUUGCAGUUCCAUUAAAAACAACAAAGCUUUGACUGCAAGCAAUAAAAAUAAAAAGUUUAAUAAAAAGUUUCAAAAUUUCAAUCAAUCCAUCAAAGCAAAUCCAUCUGGCAGUUCUCUGGUAUGAUUCGAUAUGCCAAACAAGACAGCCCUCAUGGUCUGGAUACAAAGCUACUGACACCACAGACUGACCAAUGACUGACCAGGUCUGUAGAGAGAUAUUUGCUAAACACCUUAAAGAGUAUGACCAUUAUUUUGUCAGUUUAGUAUGCAUGAUAAAAUCCUACAAAACACAAAAACAAAGCUAUCCGGCAAUUCCGAAUGUUGCCAAAACCAAGAAAGCGCCUGUGGUCAGGACGAUACAGAGCUGCUGAUAUGAUAAGAUCAAAGACUGAGCAGGUCUGCAGAAAUAUCACUUGAAAACUUCAAAAAGCACCCCAAUUAUUUACCAGUCUAGUACAUGCGGUUCAAAACACAACCGACUGAACAUCGACCACGAGCAAAGAUAUCGAGCUGUGUGGAAGACUAUCAGUGCCCCCCAGCUUUUCUGACAAGAUGGUUUUUGCAUCAAUUUGAACAUUCCCAAACCCUCAAGAACAUGGUCAGGAUGAUAGAGGGCUUCUGACAGACUGACCAAUGAUUGAACAGGUUUGCAGAGCAAUUUCAAUUAAUCAUCAGAGUAGUACCCUGAUAAAAUCCUCCAAAAGUUGUAGAAAGAUGCAGUUAAAAACCGACCAGACAUUGGCCGCAAGCAAAGACACUGGGCAUCGUAAAAGACUAUCCCUCUAGGAAGAAGACUAGCAACUUUGCCCAAUGCUUCUCAGUCGUAGCUUCUUUCAAACAACUCCUAGAAGUAUUGAACUGCCACCCUCAAACAAAAAAAAGAGAACUGCGCAACAUCAAGAUGGCAAAUAAGUGUCACAUUUGUUGUUCUGUCUACAAACAAGAGAACGGUAUUCGGUUUAUUUCGCGCUUCUCAAAAUAUCUCCAACCCAGCUCCCUUAAGGGAACUUUGAGCAUGCCCCGUCUAUCUGAAGUGUCUGUCACAGACCCGACGUAAGCUCUUCCAUGGGGAAGGCUCACGUCUCCCACUAUCAAGACAUCUGCACAUGAUAAUAGAUUUAAAUAGGGUCAACUAUAUUCAAGACAUUUUCUGUUUGUUGCUUUUCUAAAUGACGCUGUGUUAGCCAAAGAGAACGAUCUCUUUGAAAGGAUUACAUUAGAGAUAGAUCUAUUUUUAUACAUACAAAGGAACGAGACCUUGUGCUGAAUUUUUACAGAUUCUUAAGCUUGGGGGAAAAAAAUUGGGACAUCGCAUGGCUUUACUUUAAACCCUCUGAUGUUUGCAAAGCGAGGCGUGGGUAAGAGUGUUCGGGUAGGGAUCUAGGGAAAGGGGGGCAUAGGAACACUAUCGCAGAACAACUUGAACCGCUCGCCCGUGCUGAACUUGACAGUUAGGACAAAAAGAAGGGAAUCUGACAUAAAUAAAUAGGUCAAGCUUAACAGUUGGGGAUAGCCAUGACACAUGCAUCUAUGCUUUUUGACCGCGCCUCUCGUCCUGAAUUUGUGCUCUGAGAAGCUGCGGUGAGACCAUCUCAUUGCCCACAACUGACAACCCGGAUCGCCGUUUGCAAGCGGACAAAAGGGGAUUUUUUUGUGACAAUGCGGCUUUUGCUGAGCACGAUCCUUUAGAUAGAUUUGCAUUUCUUCUGCCAAAGAGUUUGCUUUGCAAAUCAGUGUAACUUUAGCAUCCCCAGAUUAACUGCUAUACAAAUCCGUAAUAGAUCCCGUGAGGACCCCACUGUGUUUGAUGUUCUCACGUUUCGAAUGCGCAUCGUUUUGCGGCCCCGAUGCUGAAACAUCUCAGCAGCAAGCAAAUCCCAUUUGCACACGUUUCACAUGAGACAUCCAAAUGCUAAAGAUGCAUAUCAGAAACAAGCCAUUAAUCAUAUCACCUCUCGACAAAGGAAACAAUAGUAAGCAUUUGAUACGGAACACCUCCCCCGACAUUUCUAUCAUCUGCGAUUGAUCCCUAAAAGUAACGCUUCAAAAUAAAUAUCCAUUCUUUUGAUGUCACUGCUUCAUCGACUGCUAAUAGGCUAAUCUUUGCCGGCAAACAAAGCACCAGUAGGAGUCCGAGAGCAUAAGGCACCGGUGUAAACCUUCCCUGUUUGCGGUGUAUUCACAGACCUUCACCCAUCAUGUACAGCGAAGAGCUCGCCCAGGAGAAACAGGAAACAGUACCACCGCACUGCUUGAGCGACAACAAUAAUCGUUGAAAUAAAAAAAAAGACAAAAAAACUUUCCUAUGGAACAGUAAGUGCAAUGUGCUUUGUUUUUAUAUUGACUGAGAACAAAUGAUAUAUAUUUUUAAAAAAAGAAAUUAAACGUCACACUGAAAAGGUCUGCUGAAUAGCAAAAGGAACACAAAAAAGGAAAAAAAAAAAAAAAAGACAGCAAGGGAAGAGAUCAGAUGCGAGCCGGCUCGUUAGGAGAAAUCAAACGAGAGCUCUGAUCUGUAAAUUUCCAUAACGACCUCCUCAGCCCCUAAUUUGUGCUCUGACCAUGCAAAUUGUCUGACUUAAUAGAGCAAUCCUCAGUGACCUCAAAAGGAAUACUGUCUAAUAUAUCAUCAGUUUUAGCCCAUGUCAACUUCAAAUAUCUUUUUUCGUAAUUUAUUGAUUUCAUUUACAUAUCAGGACUCACUUGUUGAAUUUGUGUAUUUGUGUUGUUGAUGUUGCCAUAGGAAACACAUAUGGGUCAAGAUUACGUUUGGUUGCAUUGAUUGAGUAUGCUUUCUUUUCCUUCCAUUAUCAAAUUAGUUGCAGUUUUUUACAGUGUAUGCAGAUUUUAGACUUAGAUUAUUUCCUUUCAAUCAAGCUGUGUUUCGAUUGUGUUUGUAAAAGUCUGUGGUAGCUUUUGUUGCAACAUGAAAAAAUAAUUUAAACAGAAAAAAUUCAAAAAUAGCGCCGACAAACUUGUAUUAUUUGGGCGACUUUAAGCUUGUAGUUUUAACUUAUUGUUAACUUAAAAAACUAUUUAUUAUGAUUAUUAUUAUUGCCUCGUAUAACGUAUGUUUUGUGUAUAUUUAUGGUUUAUUUUGUUAUAUUUGCAAGGUUAAAAGACUUUUGAGUUUUUGCCAAAAUUGUGGUUACACCAUUUCGUUUCUUGAGAAAAAAAGGGGAGGGGGGCAAAUAGAAAAACAGCUUUAGAAGUACGAUCUGGAAAUGUUCUCCAUAGUCAAAGAAUGCACUGCUAUAUUUAACUAAUUGAAGUGUAUAAACAUACAUGCUGUGUGCUAGAUGUUAUGCCUUUACUGCCUGUGUUCUGUCUGUCUUGUUCAAUGAAAAUAUUUUAAUUAUUUAAUCUAAUCACAGUCUUGUUUUUUCAAACGCUCAGCGAGCCCCCGAGACACGGCACAGCCGCCUCCUUCCAGGAGUAGGAGGGGGCGGGGGUUGUCCCUCACAAGAUGCUUUCCUGCCUGCUCAUGCUUAAAGGCUGAGAAUAGAAAGAAUUUAUAACCAUCCUCCAAAACUAUUUGUGUAAAGUCAAAUGUUUCUUUUUGGCCAAGAGUUUAUGAAUGACAAGCAGCAGGAAGGUCUUCUUGUUCAAAAGAGGGGACCCGGGCGGGCGGGGGGCGCGUGCUCCUUCUGUUUUUCAACCAACUGUAUUUUGUGUCUAUUUAUUUAGAAGAGGGGACGCAGUAUACGUAGUGAUGUUUUUCUUACAUUUUUCCUGGAAUGGUAGAACAAAUCAAAAACGAUCAAAGUAGCGGGAAUACAAAAAACAAAACACUCAUACUUCCAGACAUGACCAAACGAGCAAUGAAAAAAAACAAUUUCAAAGAGGUAAGAGAAAAAACACACAAAACCUUUCAGUUUAGUCUAGGAAAUUUACUACUGGGAUUUCAGCUGAAGACGCUUGAAGACUUUUUCAUGGAAUUGUUUGAUUAUUUGUACUUUACAUGCCAGAAAAAAAUAAAAGUUACAAAUAUGA
Messenger RNA from Nerophis ophidion (straightnose pipefish), 6883 nucleotides. RefSeq names its product ELAV like neuron-specific RNA binding protein 3 (gene elavl3). The record is from RefSeq and is a predicted model, not a curated record. The transcript is spliced from 8 exons. Gene Ontology annotation, cellular component: ribonucleoprotein complex. Gene Ontology annotation, molecular function: RNA binding. The coding region runs from base 474 to 1628 and encodes 384 amino acids. NCBI's taxonomy places the organism in Eukaryota, Metazoa, Chordata, Actinopteri, Syngnathiformes, Syngnathidae.